Molecule: messenger RNA, 1641 nt
Organism: Salvia hispanica
Lineage: Eukaryota; Viridiplantae; Streptophyta; Magnoliopsida; Lamiales; Lamiaceae
Product: LEAF RUST 10 DISEASE-RESISTANCE LOCUS RECEPTOR-LIKE PROTEIN KINASE-like 2.5
Biological process (GO): protein phosphorylation
Molecular function (GO): protein kinase activity; polysaccharide binding; ATP binding
Source: RefSeq, a predicted model, not a curated record
CUAAUCGCUAUCUCCUUAUUCCUCUGGCCUUUAUAGUUUUCAUAAUUGCAGGGGUAAGCCUUCCUGCGAUAAUCAUCAUCGGAAUUGCAGUUGUAUUACUACUAUCAUAUUAUAAUGCGUCAUUGUGGGUAACGCUAAAAUAUUACUACUUCUCUCAAGACUACUACUAUAGGCCUCUGGGAUUAGCAGCGUAUUACAAUGUAGUAAUUGAGGUUGUCGCGUGUUGUGCCGCAAUUAUAGUUUGCUUAACCGCAGCAUUAAACCCCCUUCUUAUCAUAACUAUCGGAACUGGAGUUGGAUUAACACUCUUCUUUAUUCUCAUCCACAGCCGGUAUAUGAUGAAUGAAAUCCAGUUCCUCAUGUUCCCUGCCUUCAGCACUGGAAUCAUUAUCUUGGCACAUAAGAUAAUCAUUUGUCCAUUGAUAUUCGGGUUUUUGAUCUACAAAUUCCGAAGAAGGCGCUUGUCCUCUUUCGAGGGAGUAGAGUCAUUCCUACAAAGUGACAACAAGCUGGCUCCAAUAAGGUAUUCCUACCUGGACAUAAAGAAGAUGACUAAGAAUUUUAAAGAUAAACUAGGCCAAGGAGGCUACGGUUCUGUUUACAAAGGAAAGCUUCGAAGUGGCCAUCUUGUAGCAGUCAAAUUGCUCGGAAAAUCCGCAGCAAAUGGGCAAGACUUCAUCAAUGAAAUAGCAACUAUUGGGAGGAUCCAUCAUGUAAAUGUUGUCGAACUUGUUGGAUAUUGCGCUGAAAGAUCCAAGCGUGCCCUCAUUUUUGAUUUCAUGCCAAAUGGUUCGCUUGAUAAAUACGUCUUCAAUCGAGAAAAAGCCUCUUCAUUGGAUUGGGAUAUGAAAUUUAAGAUUAUAGUUGAAGUGGCUCGAGGAAUCAGGUAUUUGCACGAUGGUUGUGACUUCCGCAUCUUGCAUUUUGAUAUUAAACCUCACAACAUACUGCUUGAUGAUAAGUUUGUCGCAAAAAUAUCAGAUUUUGGGUUGGCGAAAUUAUGCUCCACAAACAAGGAUACAGUGACACUGACGGCAGCCAGAGGAACCAUAGGAUAUGUUGCUCCUGAACUUAUCAAUAGAGGUAUUGGUUUAGUAUCUUACAAGGCUGAUGUGUAUAGUUUCGGGAUGUUGUUGAUUGAAAUAUUAAACUUGAACAAAGACUUGACAAGGAACAAUGGUGAAUCUAGUAAGUAUUUUCCCAACUGGAUAUAUGACCACUUGAACCAAGGUAUGAACAUUAACAUUGGACAUGUUGAUGAAAAUGACGAUAGAAUCAUUGGUCGGAAGAUGACUAUUGUUGCAUUAUGGUGCAUACAAAUGAGUCCAGAAAAUCGUCCAUCAAUGAGUAAGGUAUUGGAGAUGUUAGAAGGUGAUGUAGAUCAUCUGCAGAUUCCUAAUUUUCCAACGUAUAUGGCAGGAAAUGAAGAAGAAAGUUGGGCUACAGAUUCAAAUGCUUCCAUAUCAUUGUUGGAUGAUAACAAUGGUAGCGGCAUUAUUGAGAUUAUUAGUAAUUCUUGAAUUUUGUUGUCAUCUACUUUUCCUUGAAACAACUUCCUGGUUUGUGUAUUUGUGAUUUUUUUUCAUAAUCAGAUGUAAUGUAGACAAAAUUACCUGUAUUAAUUAGAAUGGUUAUUUAUUA